AUGUAUGUCUGGUGGUUUUUAAAUGAUGUGACUUUUUUCUUGCCCCCCACAGGUCAAUGUGUUGUUUGUCUGGGUGGCCACGAGAAGCUGCUCACUACGUGGCUGCUUCAUUCUAUGUCCAGUAGUUGUGAUGAGAAAUGGAAGGCCAAUCGAAUAGGACGUGAUAUAUUCACGCGUUACCAACAGAAACCUGGGCCUCGAAAAGACAAGGACACACAUAUACCUGAGCGGCCAUUGAAUUACAGUUUUUCUAUUGAGGGAAACAGUAAAUCUUUUGUAAAAGUAAAAAAUUCACAAGAACCAGCAACGCCUACCUGUCGAUUAGAAGGCACCUGGUACAAUGAACUUGGGUCUGAAAUAAUUCUUAGUUAUGACAAAUCUGGUAUAAUUAAAGGUGAAUACCGUACUGCUGUGGAACGUCAAGAAGGAACUGCAGGCAAUACACACUCACUGAUUUAUGGAAUUGGUAAUUAUCAUGAACCCAAUACCACUUUUGGAUUUCAUGUAGUGUGGAGAAAAGGAGCCUCUGUCACAGGAUUUGUAGGUCAGUGCCAUUCAACAUGUGGCUUAGAUGAGAUGGAAACUUUGGAAGUCAACUGGAUCUUGUGGCAAUCUAUAGAGAAAUGUCAAGACCACUGGCGGUCAACACUAUAUGGCAUAAACUCAUUUACAAAAUAUGAACAGGCAGCUGGUCCACGCAAGAUGGAGAAUACACACUUCCCAAAUCGAGCAGGGGAAGAUAUUGAAGAGGAGGAGCCAACUUCCGCAUCCAGCCACAGCAUUCACGGUCGGCACCUUGCCAUCAUACCUGUUCUAUUCUACUUCCCACCCACCUCCUUCAAUUUUCUUAAUCUCUCUCUUUCUCCCCCCCCACCUCUCCUUCCAGUACUCUUUUCUUGCUAUUUUCUUCACCUGCCUCUUUUUUGGUGCACAUGUGUUAAUAAGUUGUACGUCUCCCUGACCUAA
Molecule: messenger RNA, 966 nt
Organism: Acanthosepion pharaonis
Lineage: Eukaryota; Metazoa; Mollusca; Cephalopoda; Sepiida; Sepiidae
Source: the annotation of a GenBank genome assembly